GUAGAGGAAGCCGAACUAACAGGGAACAGGGGAGACAGCUCGUACACACGCAGGCCGUACCCACAGUUAUCUCCACCGUCUGAGAGUUCGUCGGCAGCGAAAAUGAUCGAGUGCGUGCACGGGAUGCUGUAUCUGGCGGUUCUGGUGGCGUUGGCCGCCUGUAACGCUCCUCCGGUUCCGUUAGACGACAUCUUAAUAGAGAAAACUUUCGUGCCAGAGCAGUGUGCGCGCGCUGUCAAAGUAGGGGAUUAUGUCAGGUAUCACUACAUUGGCACGUUUCCGGACGGCAAGAAGUUCGACUCCAGCUACGACCGCGGCACCACCUACAACGUGUUUGUCGGCAAGAAGCAGCUGAUCGAAGGGAUGGACAAAGCUCUGGUUGGGAUGUGUGUCAACGAGAGAAGUCUGGUGAAGAUCCCCCCUCACCUGGCCUAUGGAAAACGCGGAUACGGUGACAUCAUCCCCGCUGACUCCAUCCUCCACUUCGACGUCCUGCUGCUCGAUGUGUGGAACCCGGAGGACGGCGUCCAGAUCAACACCUACCACACUCCCUCGACCUGCUCCAGAAAGGUGGAGGUGUCUGACUACGUCCGCUACCACUAUAAUGGCACCCUGCUGGACGGGACGCUGUUUGAUUCCAGCCACACCCGAAUGCGCACCUAUGACACUUAUGUUGGGAUUGGCUGGCUGAUCGCCGGCAUGGAUCAGGGCCUUCUGGGAAUGUGUGUUGGAGAGAGACGCAUUGUCACAAUGCCACCGUCACUUGGAUACGGAGAGAAUGGAGACGGCAGCGACAUCCCAGGACAGGCGUCCCUGGUGUUUGACGUCGUACUUCUGGACCUCCACAACCCCAGAGAUGGGAUCACAGUGACCAAUCAGCAGGUGCCUGAGUCCUGCGUGAGGAAGACCGUCUCUGGAGACUUUGUACGCUACCACUACAACGGCAGCCUCCUCGAUGGAACGUUUUUUGACUCCAGCUACUCUCGUAAUCGUACCUAUGACACCUAUGUGGGUCGCGGCUACGUGAUUGCUGGCAUGGACGAGGGUCUGAUUGGAGUCUGCGUCGGAGAGAAACGCACCAUCACCAUCCCCCCACAUCUCGCCUAUGGAGAGGAGGGAACAGGCUCUACAAUCCCCGGUUCAGCUGUGCUCGUGUUUGACGUUCACAUCAUCGACUUCCACAACCCGUCAGACAGCACCGAGGUCACCGUCAUUUACAGGCCGGAGGAGUGUGACAGGCAAACCAAGAAGGGAGACUUCAUCAAAUAUCACUACAACGCCACUCUGAUGGACGGCACAUCCAUCGACUCCACGUAUAAUUACGGGAAGACGUACAACAUUGUCCUGGGAGCCAACCAGGUCGUCCCAGGGAUGGAGGACGGACUGCUUGAAAUGUGUGUGGGAGAGAGAAGGCACCUUGUUAUUCCUCCUCACCUGGGCUAUGGGGAGAGAGGAGUCACUGACGAAGUUCCAGGGAGUGCUGUGCUGGUGUUUGACAUCGAGCUCAUAGACAUGGAGGAAGGACUUCCCGAAGGCUACAUGUUCAUCUGGAACGACAACGUGUCGCCUGACCUCUUCUCUGAGAUGGACAAAGACGACAACAAGCAGGUGGAGCCCUCUGAGUUUACUGACUACAUCAUGCGGCAGGUGAACGAGGGUAAAGGCCGCCUGGCUCCUGGCUUCGAUCCUUACCGCAUCAUUGACAACAUGUUCUCCAACCAGGACCGCAACGGAGACGGAACGAUCAGCGAGGCAGAGUUCAAACUGAAAGCAGACGAGUCCGCCGCCCAUGACGAGCUAUGACGGGACGGAGUGUGAACGUCCGAUCGGGUUGCAGGCUGAAGGGUCAGACAGCGGGGGGCUAUGAUACAUAUGUGGGUGGUAGAGUAGAAAAAGAUGUAGGUGAAUGUGUGGGUGAGCGAGUGUGGAGAGAGAAAUGUGCUGAGAGAUUUUAUAUGUUCACUCUGGAGACUUGUAUGAUUGGCUCAUCAUAGAGCCAAUUGAGUCUGAGAAGACGUUUAGGAGCGAGAAGACUUUUUAGAGAGUUAAAUACUGGAGAGAAAACAAAUAAUUUGAGGACUUUAACGACAGUGAAUGACUUUUUUUAUUGCAACCUCCUCUCCCCUCAAGUUCCUGUCUUGUUUUAUGUGACGUUUUAUUUUUAUUUUGAAGGGUACAAAAGCACUCCUGUGUGAGAGAACAAACCAAGGCCUCGCUCCACCACCUCAGCAUUAUCGUCGUUAGCUUUUUGCGGUCAUGCGCGAAACUCUGUUUGGUCUCAGCGGAAGGAGGUGACGGUCCUCCAGGAGAAAGAGUCGGGCCUCACUCACUGUAACAUACUGUGAUGCAGGGACGAUCUGAGAGUUACCACUCAUUUAUUGAUGAAAGUAUGUGAGAGCUUUCAGUUGGAAUAACAUUUUAUCUGCGUAGUUUACAGCUGACACCUUCCUCUGUCUUAACUUUAAAUGUCAGGACGCCUUCUGUGUUUUCUGGGCGUUUUCAGUCUUUCAGUCACUUUUGGGGAACUACACUCCGUCGCUUGUUUUUGUCUUCAUCCAAAUGUCAGCACCUGAUUGUGUGUGUGUGUGUGUGUGUGUGUGUGUGUGUGUGUGUGAGAGAGAGAGAGAAUGUUGAUUUUGUUUUACUUUUUCAUUCAGGAGAAUACUGAGGCUUAUUGCUGAAAAUGUCAACACAAAGUUUAAUUUGAUUAAAUGAUCUGA
This is a messenger RNA of Chelmon rostratus (copperband butterflyfish), 2720 nucleotides long. RefSeq names its product FKBP prolyl isomerase 9 (gene fkbp9). The transcript has 10 exons. NCBI's taxonomy places the organism in Eukaryota, Metazoa, Chordata, Actinopteri, Chaetodontiformes, Chaetodontidae. The coding region runs from base 103 to 1803 and encodes 566 amino acids. The record is from RefSeq and is a predicted model, not a curated record. Gene Ontology annotation, molecular function: peptidyl-prolyl cis-trans isomerase activity; calcium ion binding.